AUGCAGAAUGUUUCUUUCAAAGAUUCAAAAAGUUCAUUGACUAUCUCUUCUAAUGUUAGUCAUGAGAAACCAAAAGACAAAGUUGUAUACACUAACAAUUUAAAUGCAUUAGAUGUUGGAGUUUCUUUAAAUACAAAAGAUGUUAAAGAAAAUACUACAGAUUCAAUAAUUAAUUUAUCGAAUAAAAGUACAACUACAGGAGAAACUUCUUUAAAUUCAAUAAAAGCACGACUAGGUUAUGAUAGUGAAACAUCAGAAUCUGAAACAGAUGAUAAUAAUGUAGAUAUUGUAGAAGAAAGUCCUAAUGGAAGGUGGGUAAAAAGGACUGAGAAAGUUAAUCAAAGAGAUAUACCAGGAAAUGAAGUCGUUUGGAAUGAAGUAUUGUUCUCUGGUUGUAAAAAUUUUAAACAAAAACAACAUAUUAUUCGUCAAAUAUUUGAUAAUCUUGCACAACUUAGGCAUGCAAAUUUAGUACGGUUUCAUGAUCAUUGGACGGAUGGAACUGAAGAAAAGCCUAGAAUUGUUUUUAUUACGGAGUAUAUGUCUUCUGGUUGUAUGGCGCGCUUUCUACAUAGAACUCGGGUAUUGAAUAAUAGUGGAUUAUCGAUAAAAUCUUGGAAAGCAUGGUGUACUCAAAUAUUAUCUGCUCUAAAUUAUCUUCAUUCAUGCCUUCCUUCUGUAGUUCAUGGGAACUUAAAUAUAAAUACAAUAUUUUUUCAACAAAAUGGUAAAAUUAAAAUAGGUGGUGUUACUCCUCAUGAUGUAAAAUUAAUGCUUAAUUCUCUUCAGAAUAAUGUAAAAUAUCUUCAUUAUUUAUCUCCUGAAUACCAUCAAAAUAAAGAAUCAACUAUAGAAUCAGAUAUAUAUUCUUUUGGUAUUUGUGCUCUAGAAAUGGCUAUUCAUAAAGGACUUAUAGAUUUUGCUCGUUCACUGAAUCCUGAUAUUUCUACUCCAGUCAUAGAUCAAGAGGUGAUACAAAAAGCUCUUGAUCAACUGGAAGACGAACAACAAAAAGAUUUUAUAAAAAGUUGUCUGAAAGAAAACCCAAAGGAAAGAGAAUCAGUUAGGAAACUUCUUUUUCAUCCUAUAUUAUUUAAAAUACAUCAAUUAAAAUUAUUGGCGGCGCAUAAAAUUGUAAAAUUACAUUUAAAUGAAGAUUUACCAUCAGAGUAUUUUCAAAUUGUGGAUCCUGAUAGGAUAGCAGCGACUUCAAAAUUUCGGGAAAUGUCAUAUGGUGAUGUAGCAGCAUGUCAACAAGAUUUAGAAAAAUUUAUAAAAGAUGUGAAAAAUGAUGUAUAUCCGAUGACUACAUUUCCUACAUUUGAACAACCAACAAAAUUAAAAAAAAUUGUUUUUGAACUUGAUUGUUUUCCUGAAAAUAAUUAUAAUUCAGAAGACAAUGAUGAUACUAGGUCUACAGAAGGAUUAAAUAUUAGUUCACCUAGGCCUAGUUCUUCAAAAACAUCAAAUUCUCCUAGUGCUAGGGAUGUAGUCAGUCCUGAAAGUAUUCAUUCCAAAGGUUUAGAUAGUUGUGGCUCUAGACCAAUGUCUCCCGACAGUCAAAUUUCUCCAUGUAAUACUGUUAAAAGUGGGCUAGUUUCAGAUAUUUCUGCUGUUUCAAAAUCAAAAUUUAGUAUUGAACGUUUUUCAACAGAACCUUCUCCUCCACCUACAAUGCAUAAAGCUGCUUCUCAACCUCCAGAGAUUAUUGAUAAUAGUAGUACUGAUGUAAUGCCUGGAGUUAACAAUAUUCACUUUGAAUUAGGUGAGAAGGUUAUUGAUUUUAGUAAUUCUACUGAUUCAUUGAAUUCGACAUUACGAUCUCCUGAAAAAGAAAGUGAUGUCAAAAAUAACGAAGUAAAUGCUAAUUUUGAUAGAGGUGUAGAAAUUACCUCAAAAGAUACAUCAUCACUUUCAUCAGAAACAAAAAAGAAUUUAAAUGUUUCAAAAGUUUUAGAUAAUGUUAAUCCUUCAACUGAAUCUCAAAAUGUAAAAGUUAAUACUAUUCUAUUACCUGAAAUGAAACCUUCAGAAAGUGAACCAAAGAAGAAACAAUUUGUUGUUAUAAAGGUUUCAACUAAAACGGAUAAUGCAGUAACUGAUGAUAGUAGAUUAGCAGUCGGCGGUGAUAAAUUUAAUAAUAAAGAUAAUGUUGAAAUAUCAAAAAAGAAAAUAUUUGAUAUUUCUCGUGUUAAAGAAGAAAAUUCUAUUUUAGAAAAUAAUAGUAGUAGUUGUAAUCAAAUUAUUCAAGGUGAAACUUUCAUUAACAAUAUGAAUGAUGAAAAAAAUUUAUCACUUAAUAAUGAAUCGUCAAAUUCGGUUACUAAAAGUAGAUUUACAUUAAUAAAAGGUAGUGACUUUCCAAGUUUGGAUUUUGACCAAGGUAUAUUAGAAAAUAGUGAUUUAUCAUGUCAAGAAGAAAUUAAUGAAAUUAGAGAAAAUUUAUUAAAAUUGCAACAAAUGAAUGAUAGAGAUUCUGAAGAUGAUGAUGAUUUGAAAACAUUAGAGUUUUCUGGGAAAGGUAUAUCAAGGAAUAUAGAUGAACAAAAUGUAGGAGAGACGAAUAUUAGUAGUAAAAGGAUGAGUUUUGAAGAAAAUAAAGAUCAUCGAUCAAAAAUAUUACAUGGAGAAAAUUCAACAAGAUCAGUAAUAAAUGUUGAUAAUUCUCAAUCUCUUGAUAUAACAGAUUCUGAAGGUGACUCAAGAUCAUCCUCUCCAACACAUAAAGUCAUUGAUGAUAGCUUAAUUAUUAAAAAAGUUAAUGUGAGUAUUGAUGGGACAGCUGUGUUUAUUAGCAUUCGUUUAUCAAACAAUAUGGUUAGAAAUUUAAAAACAAGUAUUACGAAUGAAGAUAAUUCAAAUUCGUUAAUUUCAAGUUUAGUCGAAGAAGGAUUUAUUAGAAAGUGUGAUGCAGCACAAUUUAUGAUGAUCUUUUCAUUAUUACUAGAAGAUUUUGAUUUGGAAGGUAAAAGAUCAAUAUCAUGGUUAAAUGAUAUGGAAUCUGGAGGUAAAAUAACAUUAAAUUCAGUUUGA
Strongyloides ratti is the source of this 3033-nucleotide messenger RNA. Its product is annotated as Nuclear receptor-binding protein homolog. Gene Ontology annotation, molecular function: protein serine/threonine kinase activity; ATP binding. NCBI's taxonomy places the organism in Eukaryota, Metazoa, Nematoda, Chromadorea, Rhabditida, Strongyloididae. Gene Ontology annotation, cellular component: endomembrane system; cytoplasm. The record is from RefSeq and is a predicted model, not a curated record. The coding region runs from base 1 to 3033 and encodes 1010 amino acids. Gene Ontology annotation, biological process: intracellular signal transduction; protein phosphorylation; endoplasmic reticulum to Golgi vesicle-mediated transport. The transcript has 7 exons.